AAUGAGCCGAAUUUAAUCGAAAUCGGAGGUGGGGGAGGUAUUCUGUAUAAUUACCAAAAAAGGAUUUGUAAAAAGACGUACCACGCUGUUAGAUUCAUGUAAAAAUAACUUAUAUGUGGUUGCUUUUGGAAUUUAUGUGAACUGAAAGCGAAGGAAUUAAUUAUCAUAAAUAUGAGGGAUUUUUACAACAAACUAUGCUUGUUAUUGUUAGAAGAAUCCUUUGGUCCUAUCAUAGGGCAGAUUGGUAAUAAUUUAUUGUACGGACCAAAAACGUUAUCUGCAAUAUGUUUUGGAACACAUUUAUCGAAAAUAAAGGUAAAAGAAGGACUAAGUAUCCUUAUAAAAUUUGGCUUUGUCACUUAUCACAAAAAUGAGGAUAAUUUACAUGUUGAGUAUGCCAUACACCAAAACAAAAUUAUUAUGAUUCUUCGCUAUCCAAGAUACAUACUUUUUGCAAAAACUUACUGUGGAGAUGACGGUGAAAUUAUGUUUGAAGAAGUAUUAAAGAACGGAUAUAUCACAGCAUCUGAAGUCAUAAUAAAAACAUACAAACGAAUUGAACAGGCCCCUUCUAAUUGUAUGUUCAAAACUACUGAUGAACCGCCCUCUGUCCCUGAUCUAAAAAAUGUAUUUGAGUUAUUAGUAAAAAAUCAAUUUUUAAUGAAUUGUACAUCUUUUGAUACAAUGUCAGAAGAUACUGAAAAACCUAAGUAUGACUUACCAAAUCUUGAUUUGCUAGCCAUAUCCCAAUCAUUGGAAGGACAAAAUGUUGCAUUUUCAGAUAGAAAAAUAUAUUGGAAGGUCAAUUUUGAUCGAUUUACUCAAGAUCUUAGGGAUCAAACUGUUAUAUCAGCUGUGACUCGAAAAUUUGACAAAGAAGCUGGAGAAUUAAUGAGAGAAAUGAUUAAUUUGAUGUACUUGCGAACUGCAUCUUGGGCAGAUACAUCGAAUCCAAUUCCGUAUACUGAGAUAAAAGAACAAGUGAAAAAGUUGAAUUAUGAAGUCCUUGAACGUUAUAUUGAUCAGUACUUGCGACUUUUAGAAGAAGAUAGUACACAAUUCAUCAAGCGAGUUGGCGAUUCUGGUGGCGGGCAGUACAGUGUUAACAUGAAGAACGCAUUCAAAGAGUUAACAUGGACAACUUUGGAAAAUAUUGUAACAGAAAGGUUCGGUUCCAAACCUGCAAGAAUUUUCAGAUUAGUUCGUUAUGAAGUUGAUGUUAGCUUGAACCAAAUCCAGAAGUUAGCGAUGAUUCCAGCUAAAGAAGCCAUAUUUUCAACAUAUAACUUGUCGCAGGAAAAUUACAUACAAACUCAACAGUUAAAGAGAAGUGGUACUUCAUCAGUACCACUACCUUAUCACUUCUGCAUCGAUUUAACUAAUGUUGUUGAAAUGGAAAUCGAACAUUGUUAUCAUGCAUUGUAUAAUAUUAUAACAAGACGGGAACAUGAAUCGAAUAGUAACAAACGUAUGAUAGAAAAGGAAUUGAGAGUACAGAUACUUUCUGCUAAUUUAAAGGAACAUGGCGCGACGGUACAACAAUUGGCUGAUAUUGCAGAAAUGAUGACACCAUCUGAAACUCAACAGCUUGAAAAAGCGCAAAAUGCGAUGAAAAAACUGGCGGCCACAGAGAUACAAAUAGAUGAAACCUUAUUAAUCUUAACCACGUAUUUUCGUUAUCAUUAAAUUGUUAUACUCUUCUAAUUCGUCAGUUUUUCUGCAUGACACGUGUAAAAAUAAAAGUCUUUAUUCAUUUA
Messenger RNA from Trachymyrmex cornetzi, 1757 nucleotides. It is a transcript of the gene Polr3C, whose product is annotated as RNA polymerase III subunit C. Gene Ontology annotation, biological process: DNA-templated transcription. Gene Ontology annotation, cellular component: RNA polymerase III complex. The record is from RefSeq and is a predicted model, not a curated record. Gene Ontology annotation, molecular function: single-stranded DNA binding. NCBI's taxonomy places the organism in Eukaryota, Metazoa, Arthropoda, Insecta, Hymenoptera, Formicidae. The transcript has 7 exons. Bases 172 to 1686 code for a protein of 504 amino acids.